Didymodactylos carnosus is the source of this 930-nucleotide messenger RNA. Lineage: Eukaryota; Metazoa; Rotifera; Eurotatoria; Philodinida; Philodinidae. The record is from the annotation of a GenBank genome assembly.
AUGAAUCUUGAAUCGUCAUCACCUUCCGUUACACGUAGUCGUGAACGUUUACAUGUACCUCGAAUACGUUCACAUAGUCUAGCACCCAAACAUUCAAAAUAUGAUUAUAAUCGUCGACGUUCAGAGGUAGAACAAUCAACGGUAAUAGUUCAAAAAAAGUUAUUAGAUGGUAAUAAACCAUCACCACAACAACAACAACAACAACAGCAACAAAAAAAUGUACCAACAUGGUUUCGCCGACGUUUUACAUUAUUUUCAGUUGAUUCAAAUCAUCUUCAAAAUAGUGGUAGUAGAUUAUCAAAUUAUAGUAAACAAAAUAGUUUUUCAUUUGAUAAUGAUCAAAUAUUAGAAAAGUAUAAUCAACAACGACGACCAAGUAAAAUAAUGAGUCUUGUAGAGUCUUUUGUUCGAAAAUUUUCAUUGAGAAAGAAGAAGUCAGAUCCAGAUGAAGAUGCAGAGUAUGUCGAUCCGGUUUAUGAAACUUUAAAAUUAGCUGCUGAAACACGAAAAAUGACAUUAUCAAAUUAUUUACAACAACGACAACAAACAUUAAAUAAACAAACAUCAUUAAAUUCUCAAGGUUCAUCUGAACAUCCAUCACCAAAAAAUUCACGAAAUUCUAGUCGAACAGAAAUGGAUAUUGUAUCUACAACGACAAAAAAUGUCACAACAUCAUCAUCAGGUAUGAACGACGAUAUUCUACCAGGAUUACUAUCAUCUUCUUCCUAUAAAAAUACAAAUGCUAACAGAAUUUUACCUCAAAGAGAAAAUGUUGCCAUAAGACAUCAUUUAACAAGACAAUUAUCAUUACAAACACCCCAUAAUAGAAGAGGAGACAGGGAUACACAAACUUUAUCUGAAACACCAUCUCCUACGCCAAGCCUUGUUAAGAUAGAUAAAAUAAUUAGUAAUAUAAAACAAGAAUUUUGA